AUGGUCUUAAUUACUUUUAAGCACCUCGUGCUUCUUAUCAGCCUGUUUAAUGUCGCGCUGGCUUCUAAAGUUCUAAUUGGCUAUCGACGGGUGAGCCGGCGCGAAGCAUCUGAAAUCAAUCGGCGUAGCAACAUCUUCCGUGACCCCAGGUAUGAUACCAAGGCAAAUAAAGAGGGGGGAGCCCAGAUUGGUAACGGCGUUUACCUCUCUAUGAAGGUGAAUGGCUAUGCUGCUGGGAGACGCGACUGGUAA
Messenger RNA from Colletotrichum graminicola M1.001, 252 nucleotides. RefSeq lists its product as uncharacterized. The coding region runs from base 1 to 252 and encodes 83 amino acids. NCBI's taxonomy places the organism in Eukaryota, Fungi, Ascomycota, Sordariomycetes, Glomerellales, Glomerellaceae. The transcript has 2 exons. The record is from RefSeq and is a predicted model, not a curated record.